AAUACCAGACGGGAGAGGCGGAAAGAAGCAAAUCCAUCUCCAAAAGCGGAAGAUUCGAAUCAUCUUUUAGAUCUGUUCCGAUCCCUCUGUCGUCGGCUACCGCUUUCUCUCGGUGGUCGUCCGUGGAGCAACGGCGGGGGAUUGGAGGUUUGUGCGGGGUGUCUCUUUCUUUCCCCUUUCUUGUUCUGGUUUCCGGAGAGGGGUUCGUGCGGUCCUGAAGAGAGUAGGAGGAGGAUGGCGGCCGCGGUGAGGAAGGCCAUGGCGCGGUGGUUCUUGUGGUUCGUGCUCGUCUGUAGUCCCCUCGGCAGAGUUCUUGCUAACGUGGAAGGUGAUGCUUUGAACAGUCUUAAGACCAACUUAAUCGAUCCAAAUAAUGUGCUGCAGAGCUGGGACCCGACUUUGGUCAAUCCGUGCACAUGGUUCCAUGUUACUUGUGACAGCGAUAACAGUGUCAUAAGAGUCGAUCUUGGAAACGCAGACUUAUCUGGAAAUUUGGUUCCCCAACUUGGUUUGUUGAAGAAGUUGCAAUAUCUGGAACUUUACAGUAACAAUAUUAAUGGCACGAUUCCUAGCGACCUUGGAAAUCUGACGAAUCUGGUGAGCUUGGAUCUGUACCUAAACAAAUUCACCGGUGAAAUACCUGAUUCGUUGGGGAACCUAAAGAAUCUGCGUUUCCUUCGGCUUAACAACAAUAGUCUUUCGGGUCACAUUCCUGGAUCUUUGACCACCAUAAUUGCUCUUCAAGUUCUAGAUUUAUCAAACAACGGGCUGUCUGGAGAAGUUCCAUCGAAUGGAUCAUUCUCGCAAUUCACUCCCAUCAGUUUUCAAAAUAAUGCUCAAUUAUGUGGCCCGGGUGCUUCAAAAGCCUGUCCUAAUUCGCCUCCAUUAUCUCCACCACCUCCAUUUGUUCCACCGCCACCUUCAUCAGGAGGAAGUAGUGCCUCCAGCAUUGCAGCGAUUGCUGGUGGGGUUGCUGCAGGUGCUGCCUUGCUGUUUGCUGCACCUGCUAUUGGUUUUGCCUGGUGGCGUCGUCGCAAGCCACAAGAACAUUUCUUUGAUGUGCCUGCUGAAGAGGAUCCAGAAGUUCAUUUGGGCCAGCUUAAAAGGUUUUCUCUCCGAGAAUUACAAGUUGCAACUGAUAGUUUCAGUAACAAGAACAUUUUAGGCAGAGGUGGAUUUGGGAAAGUCUAUAAAGGACGGCUUGCGGAUGGUUCACUUGUAGCUGUAAAGAGGCUAAAAGAAGAACGCACCCCAGGUGGGGAGCUUCAGUUUCAAACUGAAGUUGAGAUGAUUAGCAUGGCUGUGCACCGUAACCUACUUAGACUUCGCGGAUUUUGUAUGACUCCUACUGAACGAUUGCUUGUGUAUCCAUAUAUGGCUAAUGGAAGUGUUGCAUCAUGCUUAAGAGAACGUCCACCAUCAGAGCCACCACUUGAUUGGACAAUUCGGCGGAGGGUUGCAUUGGGUGCUGCAAGGGGGCUGUCCUACUUGCAUGACCAUUGUGAUCCAAGAAUUAUUCAUCGUGAUGUUAAAGCUGCAAAUAUUCUGUUGGAUGAGGAGUUUGAGGCAGUUGUAGGGGAUUUUGGCUUAGCCAAACUAAUGGACUACAAGGAUACCCAUGUCACAACUGCUGUCCGUGGAACGAUAGGUCAUAUUGCUCCAGAAUACUUGUCAACAGGGAAGUCCUCUGAGAAAACUGAUGUUUUUGGGUAUGGAAUCAUGCUUCUGGAACUGAUCACAGGUCAAAGAGCAUUUGAUCUUGCUCGGCUUGCAAAUGAUGAUGAUGUCAUGUUGCUUGACUGGGUGAAAGGUCUUCUGAAAGACAAAAAACUGGAAAUGUUAGUGGAUCCAGAUUUGCAGAACAACUACAUCGAAGCUGAAGUGGAGUCGCUUAUCCAAGUUGCGCUGCUAUGCACUCAGGGCUCACCAUUGGAACGACCCAAGAUGUCGGAGGUGGUAAGGAUGCUCGAAGGAGAUGGUCUUGCCGAGAGGUGGGAGGAAUGGCAGAAGGUUGAAGUGGUGCGGCACGAUGAGUUGGCCCCGCAUAAUCACAACGAGUGGAUUCAAGAUUCCACUGACAACCUUCAUCCAGUGGAACUAUCUGGGCCUAGAUGACCUUUUCACAAAAUUGAUGAAAGAAACACACUAAGGUCACUUCUCUUUAUCUCAUUCAUGUCUCCUAUAACGACAUUCUGUGUCAAGUGAAAUCACAUUUGUAUUCCUUGUUUUCUGUAUAUGGGGGGCAUUGUAUUGUUUACAGUAAUUUUAUUCUAUGUAUAUUUUACUGGAUGUAAUGUAAAUUUUUAGCCUUUGCCAAGAAGAGCUAUGUAUCAACAUCAAGCUUUUAUUA
Musa acuminata subsp. malaccensis (wild Malaysian banana) is the source of this 2350-nucleotide messenger RNA. Its product is annotated as LRR receptor kinase BAK1. Gene Ontology annotation, molecular function: protein kinase activity; ATP binding; protein binding. The record is from RefSeq and is a predicted model, not a curated record. NCBI's taxonomy places the organism in Eukaryota, Viridiplantae, Streptophyta, Magnoliopsida, Zingiberales, Musaceae. Gene Ontology annotation, biological process: protein phosphorylation.